CGACGACGACGAAGACGCCACACUCACUCACUCGCACAAACGUGCCAUCUCUCUCUCUUCCGUUUUUUUUUGGGAGAAGAAAAUAAAAAACCGGAAACGAAGAAAGCUGAAAUCGGAGAGAAAAAAAAAUGUCGGAAGCGAGAGACCCGGCGAUUAAACUCUUCGGGAAGACGAUCCCCGUGCCAGAGAUUACGUCCAACGGGUCGGCUGACUCUACAGGAGCUCCAGCUCCGUAUUCAGGUCCUGUAGUUGAAGAUAAUAUCGAUCAGGACCAUGCUUGUUCGACCGACUCUUCGCCCGAAAACAGCACGGACGGAGAUGGAGAAGAGCGAGAGGUUAAGAAGGACACAUUGGGAGACAAGGCUAGUGAGAAUGACCAGGAAGACCCAGGCCCACCUGUGUCUUUAGAAGAGUUAACAAAUCCAGAUGCAACUUCAGGAAUAAGUGAGAAUUCUAAAACACCCUCUGUUGAGAAGGAGAGUGCCACAUUAAAAAAUUCAAAGCCCGAAGAAGAACGUAGCGAGUCUAAUAAUUCACAAGAAAAAUCCCUGAAGAAGCCCGACAAGAUUCUUCCAUGCCCCCGCUGCAGUAGCAUGGACACCAAGUUCUGUUACUUCAAUAAUUACAAUGUCAACCAACCUCGGCACUUCUGCAAGAACUGCCAGAGAUACUGGACAGCUGGUGGGACAAUGAGGAAUGUGCCUGUGGGUGCUGGUCGUCGCAAGAACAAGAAUUCUGUUUCUCACUACCGCCACAUAACUGUCUCUGAAGCUCUCCAGAAUGCUGGAACUGAUCUUACAAAUGGAGUCCACCAUCCAUCACUGAAAUCUAAUGGCACCGUCCUCACAUUUGGAUCAGACACACCCCUUUGUGAAUCAAUGGCUUCUGUACUGAACCUUGCUGAUAAAACAAUGAGGAACUGUACACAAAAUGGGUUUCAUAAACCAGAAGAGCUAAGGAUUCCAGUUUCUUAUGGAGGUGGAGAAAAUGGAGAUGAUUGUUCGAAUGGAGCUUCAGUUGCAACUUCAAAUUCAAGGGAUGAUCCUGGAAAAACUGGAUCACAAGAGCAAGUAAUGAGCAAUUUUCAGGGGUUCCCGCCUCAAAUUCCUUGCUUUCCUGGGGCCCCUUGGCCGUAUUCAUGGAAUUCAGCUCAGUGGAACUCCCCCAUGCCACCACCUGCUUUCUGCCCUCCAGGCUUUCCUAUGCCGUUUUACCCUGCCGGAGCUUUUUGGGGAUGUGCUGUGCCAGGCACUUGGAGCAUCCCAUGGCUUCCUCAGCCAACAUCUCCAACCCCAGGCUCUGGUCCUAACUCUCCAACCUUGGGGAAACAUUCAAGAGAUGAGAAUGUUCUCACAUCAAGCAACUCUGGGGAUGAGGAACCACUAAAAGAAAAGAAUGCCGAGAGAUGCCUUUGGAUUCCAAAGACACUGAGGAUUGAUGACCCAGGAGAAGCUGCAAGAAGCUCUAUAUGGGCAACACUGGGAAUUAAGAAUGACAAGGCUGACUCAAUUAGUGGGGGAGGACUCUUUAAGGCAUUCCGAUCAAAGACUGAUAAAAAGAAUAACAUAGCCGAGACCUCACCAGUCUUACAAGCCAAUCCGGCAGCAUUGUCUAGGUCACUCAACUUCCAUGAGAGCUCAUAAACAUGUAGCUUCUGAUUUCAGAAACGGUUCGUGGUGGUGCAGACAGAUUGGGAGUCUUCAACUGGUCCAUUCAAAGUUUCUUAAACUGCGAAUACCAUGGGAUUAUUUUGAGUUCACUGGCCUUAUUUCUAAGAAUCUAAAGCCAGUCCAAAUUAGGAAGAGCAGAGGAGGAUUGUCUGCCAUAUCCUCUUAAUGAGAAAAUAGCCACUUUAAUUUAGUCAUAGGAACUGAUUUCAUGUGUUAGUGUGAACAGGUGCCUUUUGUUUUGAGUAAGAUGUUUUGCUGAGUUCAUGUACAUAUUUCUAUAUGCAAUUGUGAGCGCUAGAACAAAGUGUGUACCAAAAUCCCAGAUGUUCUUAAAUAAAUUUGGGAGUUGAAUUCAA
Molecule: messenger RNA, 2026 nt
Organism: Carya illinoinensis
Lineage: Eukaryota; Viridiplantae; Streptophyta; Magnoliopsida; Fagales; Juglandaceae
Product: cyclic dof factor 2-like
Exons: 2
Coding region: 129-1643 (504 amino acids)
Biological process (GO): regulation of DNA-templated transcription
Molecular function (GO): DNA binding; DNA-binding transcription factor activity
Source: RefSeq, a predicted model, not a curated record